Messenger RNA from Glycine soja, 2377 nucleotides. RefSeq names its product 1-deoxy-D-xylulose 5-phosphate reductoisomerase, chloroplastic. Gene Ontology annotation, molecular function: protein binding; manganese ion binding; NADPH binding. The record is from RefSeq and is a predicted model, not a curated record. The transcript has 12 exons. Bases 458 to 1885 code for a protein of 475 amino acids. NCBI's taxonomy places the organism in Eukaryota, Viridiplantae, Streptophyta, Magnoliopsida, Fabales, Fabaceae. Gene Ontology annotation, biological process: isoprenoid biosynthetic process.
UCCAAACUCUAUUUCGUCCUCUUUCUCUUUAAUUCCUAGUUACCCACCUUCUUUCCAUUUUUCUGUUUUUCCCGGGAAUUGUUUGGUUGAAGAGAGGAAAUUAUGUUAAAGAAGAAUUUUUCAGAAAAUAGCAUAGGUUCUACUUUUUUUAUUUUAAUUUUAAUUUUUUUUUUCAAUUCUCUUUUGUUUUUUUAUCUUCCAUACAACCAAAUAAUCUCAUACUUUCACAUUUAUUAUAAUAUAAUAGUAAUAGUAACAAUUGAAAACAAAAAACUGCAUCUCUCUCUGAGAAGUCAGAAACCACAUCCCCUGUUGUCUUCUACUUAUUAUAUAUAUAGAAAAAAACUAAGCCAUUUCAGGCACCACACAACACAACUUCCUUGUGCAGCCACCAUUAUUGUUGUUAUUGGAGAUUUCAAUUCUUUGUCUUUCAAACUCCUCAAGUUGGGUUUAUGUGAUGAUGGCUCUCAACAUCUCUUCUCCAGCUGAAGUCAAGUCCAUUUUUUUCGCUGAUUCCUUCAAGUCUAACUGCCUCACAGCAAAAUUCUCAGGUGGGUUUGCUUUUAAGAGAAAAGAGCGUAGAGCAGCAUCUGGAGGACGGGUUUAUUGCUCAGUGCAGGCAACACCACCACCACCAGCCUGGCCGGGACGAGCGGUUCCGGAACAAGGUCGCAAGACUUGGGAUGGACCAAAACCCAUUUCAAUUGUGGGGAGUACUGGUUCAAUUGGAACUCAGACACUAGAUAUUGUGGCAGAGAAUCCAGAUAAGUUUAAAGUUGUGGCACUUGCAGCUGGUUCAAAUGUUACUCUUCUUGCAGACCAGGUAAAAAGAUUUAAGCCUCAACUUGUUGCUGUUAGAAAUGAGUCCCUAAUUGCUGAACUUGAAGAGGCCUUGCAUGAUGUUGAAGAAAAACCUGAGAUCAUCCCUGGAGAGCAGGGAAUCAUUGAGGUUGCUCGUCACCCAGAUGCAGUUAGUGUAGUCACAGGAAUAGUAGGCUGUGCAGGACUGAAGCCAACAGUUGCAGCGAUAGAAGCAGGGAAAGACAUAGCUUUGGCCAACAAAGAGACAUUGAUUGCUGGAGGUCCUUUUGUUCUUCCUCUUGCUCAGAAGCAUAAUGUAAAAAUACUUCCAGCUGAUUCAGAACAUUCUGCCAUCUUUCAGUGUAUCCAGGGGUUGCCAGAGGGUGCACUUAGGAGAGUUAUUUUAACUGCAUCUGGAGGUGCUUUCAGGGAUUGGCCAGUUGAUAAACUGAAAGAUGUUAAAGUUGCUGAUGCAUUAAAACAUCCUAACUGGAAUAUGGGGAAAAAGAUAACUGUGGACUCUGCUACCCUUUUUAAUAAGGGUCUAGAAGUAAUUGAAGCACAUUACUUGUUUGGAGCUGACUACGAUCAUAUUGAGAUUGUCAUUCAUCCACAAUCAAUCAUACAUUCAAUGAUUGAAACACAGGAUUCAUCUGUUCUUGCACAAUUGGGGUGGCCUGAUAUGCGUUUGCCAAUCCUCUAUACAUUAUCAUGGCCUGACAGGAUUUAUUGUUCUGAAGUCACUUGGCCACGCCUUGAUCUUUGCAAGCUUGGUUCACUUACAUUUAAAACUCCAGAUAAUGUAAAGUAUCCAUCCAUGAAUCUUGCAUUUUCUGCUGGCCGUGCUGGAGGCACAAUGACAGGAGUUCUUAGUGCAGCAAAUGAAAAAGCUGUAGAGAUGUUUAUUGAUGAAAAGAUUAGCUAUUUGGAUAUAUUCAAAGUUGUGGAGCUAACAUGUGAGAAGCAUCAAAAUGAAUUGGUAUCCUCUCCUUCCCUUGAGGAAAUUAUUCACUAUGACCUGUGGGCGCGAAAAUAUGCUGCUAGUCUGCAAGACUCUUCCAGCUUCACUCCUAUUCUUGCAUGAGGAUGAUUAAACUAGGGAUGUGGCUGAUGCUUCCCAAUUGCCUGCUUUCACCAUAAUUUCUUCGGGCAUUGAACAAUGUAGAAUGGUGCAUUCCACAGAUGUUGAAAAUUAAAUAGGUUUUUUGUUUAUGGAAUGUUGGUGUUUUAACACCUUUCAAUUGAUCUUAUAGUUUUGUCGUAAUUUCAUGGAAAACGAUGUCUUUUUAAUAGUCAAUAGGAGCCUAGGAGGUUGGUUGGUUGCCUAUGAAUGUGUCAAAGUCAAGAAGGGGAAUGGAUUUUCUCAUAUUCAAAAUUUACAUGAUGUGGUCAACUAGAAGUUUUGUAUUUCUCUUUUUCUAAUAGAAUUAAAUAGGUGGAGUCUUACAAAAAUUAACAGAGAUAGACACAAAAGUUGACCAAUCACCAAUCACUUUCAUAAAAGGAUUCCUUUUCUUUUUCCUCAGCACACAUUCGUUGGCUGAUAUUAUUAUAUGAAAUUGGUAUUAUUUGGAUA